This is a messenger RNA of Anarrhichthys ocellatus (wolf-eel), 1900 nucleotides long. It is a transcript of the gene isg20, whose product is annotated as interferon stimulated exonuclease gene. Bases 164 to 1135 code for a protein of 323 amino acids. Gene Ontology annotation, molecular function: nucleic acid binding; exonuclease activity. The transcript has 4 exons. Gene Ontology annotation, cellular component: nucleus. NCBI's taxonomy places the organism in Eukaryota, Metazoa, Chordata, Actinopteri, Perciformes, Anarhichadidae. The record is from RefSeq and is a predicted model, not a curated record.
GAAAAAGAGAAUGAGCCAAUCGGAUUGCGAGGAGAGGAUUCUUCACCGGGCAUGUACAGAGAUCGCACGUGCAACCUCGGAAGAAUAUGACUUCAAGGUCGGUUUCCAUUGAGUAUGGCAGAGCCGUCAAAAAGGAAUAAAACCGCCUCGUGCAAAACAAUCUAUGAUGCUUCACGCCAUGGAGAUUCAAACAGCCAGGAAGAAAUGCCAGCAGGACAUAAUGGUCUCCAACAUGAAGAGGAAAACAAUGGACAACCACGACGAACAUCUGGAUACAAAUAAACCGGUCAAAAAAGCAAAAUCGAGCAAUGCAAACCGGGAAAGUGGAAGCUCUCUGAACUCUGAAAACAAGAGCGCUGAUGCGUCUAAACCUGGACUCGCUGAGCCUAAAGCUUCUGAGCACCAGAGUUUAGACACAGCCCUGAGAGACAGCUGGGAGAUGGACAGUGGUUUCUCCUCGGAGGCCAGUCCUCCGGCCAGCGGGCGGAGCUCACCGUGUCUCAGCUCGUGCCCGACCACGGUGGUGGCGUUGGACUGUGAGAUGGUCGGCACGGGGCCCGGCGGGCGCUGCAGCGAGCUGGCCCGCUGCAGCAUCCUGGACUACCGCGGCAGCGUGUUGUACGACAAGUAUGUCCGACCGUGUCAGCUCGUCACAGACUACAGGACUCGCUGGAGCGGCAUCCGGAGGCAUCACCUGCACAACGCCAUCGCCUUCGCUCAGGCCAGGGAGGAGAUCCUCAGUAUACUUGAGGGCAAAGUCGUCGUCGGCCACUCCAUCUACAACGACUUUGAGGCGUUGGAGCUGCUCCACCCAGGUCACAUGGUCAGGGACACGUGCACGACGCGCCACCUCAGCCGGUUGGCCGGUUUCCCCCGCGAACGCUGCUCCUCCCUCAAGAUCUUGGCCGGUAGACUGCUGAACAGGAGGAUACAGGUGGGGCGGAGAGGUCACUGCUCGGUGGAGGACGCUCUGGCCUCCCUCGAUCUCUACAAGCUGGUGGAGGGCGAGUGGGAGCGCGAGCUGCAGAGCAAGCUGAGGGACGAAGAUGCCCCGCGCGAGCCCAGCUUCGCCUCCUCGAACCACUACAUGCAGGACGAGUACUGGCCGCAUGACGUCAUCGCCGACAGCCAAUGAGAGGAGAGUAUUCCACAAGACACCUGUAGUUGGAAAUACCUCAACAGAGUACAUUACAUGGUGAUUUACAUUCAUCAGAGCAACUUCAGAUAAUAAAUAAUGUGAAUUCAAAAAUAACUUGACAGUAAAUCAACUCUUAGUACAUUAUCUGCGUUGUCUCACAUGAAAAGAUGUCCGGUAUCACGUUGGGGGAAAUUAAAACGCUAACUUAUUACUGUUAAACAUGAUUGGAUACCAGAUAUUUACCUGCACAGUUUUUCCUCGUGAGUUUAGAAUGACAGAUGUUGGUUAUUAACUUAUGAUAUGAAUAGUUAGGGGUUCUUAAAAAGUAUCUGCUCUGACUUGAAAGGUAACAUGUUACUAUCAAUGGGCCACAGAACUGAUCUUGGGACACAGAUAGUGUUUUGGAAAACUGCAUUUGCAAACUGCAUUUUUCAGAUGUUUCUUAAAAUGCUGCUGUGAUCAAACAAGUUGAAGCUUUUAAAAUGUGUUUUCAGAGUCUAAGAACACAUUUUAACAACUAGUUUAAGCUGUUGCAGCUGCCUCCACGUCUAUGUGGCCUUAAAGGUUUUAUAUUGCAACAGUUGUGGAUUGUAAUGUUGGUAUUUCAUUACCUCUCACUGUAAGCUGCUCUUAAAGGUCCUCAAAAUAAAAUGUCAUCCAGUUCAAAUGAAACUGACUUUGUUUGGUUUCAGUGAGUGAAUGUGAAAACACACUGACACCUCAAACAUGUAACACUGGUUUUCCUAAUGUCAUUGUAAACAU